AUGAAGAAAUCGUCUGCAGUGAAAAGAAGGAAGUAUACGCUAUUCCCGAAAAUCAAGAAAGCUCCCAUGCUACGUGGAAGCGAAACAUUGCAUCCAGCAAAACCCUUCUCAAUUGAAAGCAACCAAAACGCCAUCAAGGAUGAGAAUGCAGACAGAUAUUCCGAUUCUGCACACAGAAUCAUUGGGAAUGGUCUUGUCCACCGCGGUAAAAUCUGUUUUCCAAAGUCUGACCGAUUAGCCACCAUCCAAGAGGUUGAUAUGGACUCCUCAACAAUCCCAUGUAUGCAACUUAUCUCAACAGAGCCUUGCUCCCAGCAACAGCCAGUGUCGCUCACAACACCACAACAAAAUACAUAUAAGUGCCUUCGCCUGUCGGACCGUUCUGGCUCGAAACUACAACCUGGAAGCAAGCCACCCAUGGCAAAUCCAUGUGAAUCUGUCGGUGUCAAUGAAUUCCCCGGCAGGGUUGCCCAGCACAGACACGGCGCUCUGUUGUCUAACACCCUCGUGCCUGAACUACUUGUGUAUGCCUAUUCCCCUACCUCUCUCGAGUCGGGUAGUCAUCAAAGCCACAUCAUGCUGUAUGAAAAGAACCGUACAGCAGACGCAGGUUCAGUAACCGCGCCGGGUUUGUCACAGAGCAUGGACAUGGGCAGGCCAAGAAAGAAACAACAUGCCAGCAGAAACGAGUCAUCGAUGGAAUGUAAGGGGGCUGAGCUAGUCCAGAACUCAAAGGAAAAGUCUUUCAAGAGCCUGCCUAAAGGCUUAAGGCCGAGGGAGGCUGGAAGGAAGCUGGGUAUACAUGAGUUAAGGGCUGUUUACAGCCAGGCAGUAGAAGAGGCCAAGUGUUUCGAAGAACUUCGCUAUCUCGACGAACGGGCCGAAUAUUUGCGACACACUUAUAAAUCUCUACGAAGCGGGAGAUGUGGUCUCCAACAAUCCCGCAAAUGCGACUAUUUUCAGCCUCGUCACAUAGUUCGAUCUAGCCAUGAGUCAAUGUUAAGACGAGAAGAGGCUUUGGCGAAGCUAGACGCAUCUAUAGAUGACUGGUUCACACGGCUCGAGCAGGCAGAAAAUCGACGCACGCGUAUCCGUCAGAAGUUGUUGGAGCAUAUUGCAGCAGCUACGAUGCUAUUUGUUGCAGAGCACCACCCUUCUUGCGCUAAUGAGUCGUUGCAGCAUCACAAGGAUAUGCAGUUGUCUCCACGGCAUAUCACUGCGCCUUAUCUGAGUGGUCCUGAUGGCACACCUCCCUCCGGUCGACGAGCUGGCAGUACGCUGUCGCGAAGGCAUGUAACAUUGGCCCACCAUGGUGACGGGGAACGACUCGCUGCUAAGCGUAUUGCCGAUAAUCACACAGAUGUCCAGGCUGUCAACUACGCCGCCGCAAGGCGCUACAAUAAGGAAAGCGGGUGGAUUCCUCAGGCAAGUGACGUCGAGGUUCUUAUAGAUAAUUUGGAGAAAGAAGUGUCCAAAAUGGGCAACGGCAUCCAUAUAUGGACUCGCAACUCUCGGUUAGAACGUGAGAGGCUUAAGAGCUACGAGAAGCUCUGUGGCGGAAGUAGACAUGACAGAAUUUCUGUCACGUUGUGA
This is a messenger RNA of Metarhizium robertsii ARSEF 23, 1593 nucleotides long. RefSeq lists its product as uncharacterized. Bases 1 to 1593 code for a protein of 530 amino acids. The record is from RefSeq and is a predicted model, not a curated record. NCBI's taxonomy places the organism in Eukaryota, Fungi, Ascomycota, Sordariomycetes, Hypocreales, Clavicipitaceae. The transcript has 3 exons.